This is a messenger RNA of Loxodonta africana (African savanna elephant), 3528 nucleotides long. It is a transcript of the gene LYSMD4, whose product is annotated as LysM domain containing 4. The coding region runs from base 409 to 1299 and encodes 296 amino acids. The record is from RefSeq and is a predicted model, not a curated record. The transcript has 3 exons. Lineage: Eukaryota; Metazoa; Chordata; Mammalia; Proboscidea; Elephantidae.
GUAGAACGUCGGGGCCCCGCCCGUGUGAGCCCGAGGGCGGCCGCUGGCCGGUUCCUUUGUCAGCUCCGGCCUCGGGGCCCCCUCCGUCCACGGAAGGGGCUGGGGAGAAACCGAGGCCUGAGACCUGCCGGGGCCCCCUUGCCGGCCCGGAGCUCGGAGGGGAGGGAGUGCGGGUCUCGGCGCGGGGUCGCGGGCUGUCCCCGGUGGUCUGCUCCCCAGCGGCUCGCAGGACCCCGGUGCCAGCGGUUCUUUUGAGGCCGUCAGUUCCGGUGCUUGAGAUUUCAGCCCUGAAUCUCGUUGGAACAGUUCGGAGAGGGGAAAGGGGGCGUUGUGGGUUUGCACUUGGCUGGCAGUGAAAAGGAAGACCGGACAGGCAGAUGGAAUGAAAGCCAGGAGACCUUUAAGAAGAUGAGGCAGAAGGAAGUAUUAACCAAGACCUUCCAAGGCCCGGUUGUGUGUAGGACUCCCAGCAGCCACGUUUACGUGUUUAAGGAUGGCAGCGGAGACUCAGGGGACUCCUCUGAGGAAGAGUCAGGCCGGGUGGUACUGCGGCCCCGGGGCAAGGAGCGCCACGAGGACUGCGCCCACCGCCCUCACCAGCCAGGAGCCGCCGACGUGGUGCUGCUGCAGCGGGAGCUGGCCCAGGAGGACAGCCUCAACAAGCUGGCACUGCAGUACGGCUGCAAAGUGGCAGAUAUUAAGAAAGUCAACAACUUCAUCCGUGAACAAGACUUAUAUGGUUUAAAAUCUAUUAAGAUUCCAGUGAAAAACCACGGGAUCCUAACAGAGACGCACAAAGAGCUAAAACCCCUCCCGAGCCCAUCCUCAGAGACCAGAGUGACCUUCACGGAGCUGCCCGACCCAGAGAGAGCAGCUGCAGAUGCUGGGGGCCAGUCCAGCCAGCUGACAAAUUUCUUUAAGGGGAUUGACCAGAACAUUGAGCGUGCGGUGCAGUCAGAAAUCUUUCUACGUGAAAGUUAUUGCAUCGAGACCCCCGGUCAGCCGCUGCUUCCUGCUACUCAGAAGAUGCCAACAAAUGGUGCAGACUGUGGAAUCCAGUGGUGGAAUGCUGUUUUUAUCAUGCUCCUGAUUGGGAUUGUUUUGCCAGUGUUUUAUUUGGUCUAUUUUAAAAUACAGGCUACUGGCGAGACACCUGGUAGCUUGAACACAACAGCUGUCCCCAAUGGCUCGAUAGCAAUGACUGCGAUUCCAGGGAAAGCCCCCAAAUUAGCGGUGCCAGUGCCAGCCAUCCCCUCUUCAGACGGCCAUUUUGGUCAGACCACCCAGACAGGGAACUAAGCUUUUUGUUUUCAGAGAAUUAGCCCAGCUUUAGCAGCUGGGUUCCUGAUGUGCAUCAGCUGUCACUGGCCACGUCCUGGGGGGCUGUGUUUUCUCCUCUGCGACUGGACUGAUCGGUGGCAGUGACUGCCGUGUUCUCGGUGGCGCUCACCUGGGGAACAGCCCCCCACCUGACUCAAGGCUACAGGACCAAAACACUGCUUCAGCCUCCUGCAUUUGGAGAGGUGAGAGAGACCUUGACAGGUGACAGGUUGUUGCCUCUUAAGGACAUUUAGUGGACUGGCUGUGAGUGUCCCCCAGGUUGGACGUGCUGGGGAAGACGAAUGGCCUUAACAAGGAGGCCUGCAGUGUGGGCUGCACUUGGGUCGGCUUCUGGCUGCCUGGCUGUUUGCGGCUCCAGGCCUGCCAUGGAGGGGGACUGGCUGUGAGAAGGGGUGCCGUAUGUCUCCCCAGCAAAGCUGCUUCAGCCUCCUUUAGGGAGUGACUGGUUCAAGUUGUAACAAGCCCUACUUCAUGUCUGCCUCAUCAGUUAGCCUUUGUGAGGCAGUGUCAUUUCUACACUUGAAAAAGCCUCCAAUCCAAGCUGCUGUAAUACUGAGGAAACUCCAGUCGUCUUCCUUGCACUUUUAGACACACCUAGUCUGAAACACAAGCGUGUUUUAAGUCACAGGAGGGUGUGGCCAGCACUUCCUGGCAGGACGCACAGGACCAUUGCCCAGCUUCACAGGAGUAAGCAUUCUUUGAAAGCCAUCUUGCUGGCACGGGGUCCAGAUCUGAGUGGGUGUGGAGAGAAGGAUGAAGGCCUGUCUUUAAUGAGGCUCCAGCAUGUGUGUACUUCCAUCGGCCCCUCUUUCAAGGCCCUGCAGAGCCCCUGGAAGGGUGGUGCCGGGGGCACGGGGCACUCAGCCCGCUCCUUCCCCCACUCCGUUCUCAGAGGUGCUGGAGCCACAGCACAAGACGCUUCCUAGGUGAUGCCCCUAGAGUAAACUCUACAUACAGCAUAGCUUCGUACUGAAAGACUCAACGCUUAGCGGGGGUCUAGAGGGUUGACAGGCCGUCAAAGGAGGAGGUCUGGUGCCUGCUGGCCUGAGGUGUGUCCUGGGAGAACUCUCUCUGUCCCCUCCACCCAAGACAGGGCAGCAGCGAUGCUGAGGCUGGAGGGGAGGGGCCGAGGGGUGAGGGAACCUGCUGCCCAGGGGGCUGGUUUGGCAGGAGGCCAGCCUCGGCGUCACGGAGGAGUGGAAAUGGACUAGGGUGGCUUGUGGCUCAGCCUCAGAGACGUUUACAGGGAGCCAAAUGCCGAGCUUUGGGGGUGGUGGAUGGCACUGGACCACGUUGGCUUGGCUUUUGGAACGGGGUGGCUUUGGUAAAGCCUUGACACAUCCCUGAGAGGAGGAAGUGUAGAGGAAGAGUCCUCAAAUUGGCCUUCCAUUUUCUUAUCAGUUCCUGUGAAAAAGCAGCGAUUUGCCCAGGUUCAAUUACCACACUUAAAUUAUUUUUAAAAUUUAAUGUUUCCUUAAAUACCAAAAUGAUCUCCGGGUUAAGAUGAACUUGUGAAACUUUGCCACGGGACAUGUUUUCAUCAUGUAAUUGCUCUUCUGGCCAAAUGUUUGUGCUGGCUAUGCCACCAGGGGGCACAGUUCCUGUCACACCUGUCACCACAACCCAGGCAGAGUCAGCCCCAUGGGAAAGUCACUUGCCAGGCAAAGAACAAAUAUCUGUAUCUUUUACUUUUCUCAAAUGGAAUAAAAUAAUUUCUUCUGUGAAGGAAAAUUGAGUCCUCCCUUUUUAAUUUGGGGGUUGAUAAUUCGGAAUUAAAAAAUAUGGGACAAUGGUGGAGAAGAAGGUGUCCAGGUCCCCAGGGUCCUCUGUGCCUGGAUACAGCAGCCCAGGGGCCUGGGCCAGCGUUCCAUGAGCCGGCAAGGACAGGACGUGUAACCAACAGACUGGCUGACUGGCCUGCGUGACAGGCUUUACAGCUGUAUUAUUGGGUAUGCAUAAGACAACCAUGGAGCUCAUUGCAUAUUUUCUUUUUCAGUGUCUGGGAAUGAAUGCUUUAAAGAAAUAAUUCGAUUUGUUGUCUUCGGUCUUUCUGGUUGAAUGAUGGUGGGUUCACACUGGUUAAGAGCUCAGCUGCUAACCAAAAGGUCGGCAGUUUGAAUCUACCAGUUGCUCCUUGGGAACCCUGUGGAGCAGCUCUCCUCUGUCCUGUUGGGUCGCUAUGAAUCA